Rhincodon typus (whale shark) is the source of this 1877-nucleotide messenger RNA. RefSeq names its product leucine-rich glioma-inactivated protein 1-like. The record is from RefSeq and is a predicted model, not a curated record. The transcript has 5 exons. The coding region runs from base 1 to 1422 and encodes 473 amino acids. NCBI's taxonomy places the organism in Eukaryota, Metazoa, Chordata, Chondrichthyes, Orectolobiformes, Rhincodontidae.
AUGGCGCCUGAUGACCUUCCGAAUGUGGACGCUGGUGGGGUGGUAGGCAAGGACAAGGGGAACUCCAUCGUUACAGUGGGAGGGAAGAGAGGGGGCGAGGACGGAAGUGUGGGAGAUGGUUCGGAUCCAGUUGAGGGCUCUGUUGACGGCAGUGCUGGGGAGCGCCUCCACCUCUACCUCCAAGGAGAAUUGCAGAAAGCUAAAGAAUGGAGAGAUCUGGGAGUCCUCAUCCGUGAGUCACAACAAGCUAGUAUCCAAUUUGGCAGAGAUCUUAGAGGGAAUUCUUUUCAUUGUGAUUGCAAACUGAAAUGGCUAGUGGCGUGGUUAAGCAGCACAAAUGCAACGGUUGAUCAGGUUGACUGUGCCAGUCCAGUGGAGUAUCAGGAUGAUAAAAUUAAUAAUCUCUCACUGAAGGAAUUUGACUGCAUAACUACAGAAUUUGUCCUUGAUCAGUCUCUACAGUUUCAGUCCCUUUCCAUUGAAGCCUUCACUUUCAUGAAUGAUGCCCAUGUUGUUAUUGCUCAACCUAUCGUGGGGAAGUGCAGCUUUUUUGAAUGGGAUCACGUGGAGAUGGUUUUCAGAAAUUAUGACAACAUUGUUGGCAGCUCCACUGUGUUUUGCAAACCACUGAUCAUUGAUGCUCAGCUGUUUGUUAUUGUGGCCCAGCUGUUUGGCGGCUCCCAUAUCUACAAAAGGGAUAGUUUUUCUAACAAGUUCAUCAAGAUGCAAGACGUGGACAACUUCAAAAUCAGAAAACCCAAUGACAUUGAAACAUUUGAAAUAGAAGGAGAGAGGUACUUUGUGAUUGCAGACACUUCAAAGGCUGGUUCAACUACUGUGUACAAGUGGAAUGGAAAUGGAUUUUACUCCCAUCAGAGUCUCCAUUCUUGGUUCAGAGACACAGAUGUGGAAUAUCUUGAAAUAGCUAACAAGCCACAUUUAAUCUUGUCAAGUAGUUCCCAACGUCCUGUCAUCUUCCAGUGGAAUAAAAGCCAGAAGGAGUUUGUGUGGCGCACGGAUAUCCCAGACAUGGAAGAUGUGUACGCAGUGAAACAUUUUGUUGUUAAUGAUGAUCUCUACAUUUGCCUGAACAGAUUCAUAGGCGACUCCAAAAUGAUGAAAUGGGAGAACUCCAGGUUUGUGGUGAAACAGUCCUUUCCCUCCCGCGGUGCCAUGGUUUUUCAACCUCUCAGAAUAAACAACUGGCAGUAUGCUAUCCUUGGGAGUGACUACUCAUUCACCCAGAUCUACCGCUGGGAAAACAAUAAAGAGAAAUUUGUAAAAUUCCAAGAACUAAACAUCCAGGCUCCGCGAUCAUUUACAUUUGUGGUGACAGACAAUCGUGAGUUCAUGUUCAGCUCAAGUUUCAAAGGAAAUACACAAAUAUACAAACAUAUCACCAUUGAUUUGAGCACAAUAUGAGAAAACAUUCAAGCCUAUUUAAGAAUCAGUAAAAUGACAUCUUAAAAGUAGCUUUGGGAAAUAAUAUUUACAUGGACGUGAUAAUGAAACAUAUGCAUGAUUUAUCAUUGUUCUGCAAUGAAUGCUAUCAGGUUCCGGUUUACUGGGAAAAAUAUUUCUAUUCCUAGUGUUCAUUUUCCCUAUUUUCGAUUGCAUUACGCAUAGUGGUUUCUGAACUCUUACCGUAACACAGCGAGCAAUUAACUGUUGUACUUUGCUGAUGCAAGCUGUAAAUAUAUGUGUAAUCAUACCUGUUACUACAGCCAAUAUUGAGAUGUACAUUUUCAUUUAUUUAUUCUACUGAAUGAACAAUCUUACAAAUAAAAUCUUUACAUUUUGGGUUGUUUUUAACAAAAAUUAUUUCACACCAUUAACUCCUGAAGGAAAAUGUUCUCUUUGCUAAUGUGAGAAAUAUU